CGGGAGUCAGGAAAGCUACUCCAUUCCCAAAAACAGGAGAACAUCUCCCGCCUUUCGUCAAGUUAGCUGAUUUGAAAGUGAUAGUAGGAUUUUUCACGAAUGCAAGAUGGAUUCAGUGACAAGCCUCGAUGUUGAAAAUUCUACUCUGAAUCUUAAUGAUACAGACGAAUUCUUUAAAAAUUCUUCUACAGUUUCAACAUUGAGUUUUAAGGAUUUCAGUGCAUGGCAUCUUAUUAUCCCUUACAGCAUUAUUUUUGUUUUAGCCGUAACUGGCAAUAUUUUGGUCAUCGUAACACUUUUAAUUAACAAGAGAAUGAGAACAGUAACGAAUGUAUUCUUAUUUAAUUUGGCCAUCAGCGACUUUCUGUUAGGAGUUUUUUGCAUGCCAUUUACUUUGACUGGCGUCUUAUAUAGACAAUUUUUAUUUGGAAGUGCUCUUUGCAAGCUGAUACCCUAUUUCCAAGCUGUCAGCGUAAGUGUGAGUGCUUGGACGUUGGUGUCAAUGUCAGUGGAGCGAUACUUCGCCAUAUGCCAUCCUCUUAAAUCUAGAAAGUGGCAAACUCUUUCCCAUGCUUAUAAAAUGAUUACUGUGGUAUGGAUUGGAUCUCUCUUUUGCAUGCUGCCAAUCCUCAUCUUAAGUAGUCUCCAAAGGAUAAAAGGAACUGAGAAGCAGAAAUGUCGGGAGAACUGGCCGUCUUUGAAUGCGGAAAAAACAUUCACAAUUUUUCUUGAUAUCAUUCUUCUUAUUUUACCCCUUGUAUUAAUGAGUGUGACUUAUUCAUUAAUAAUUCGAACUCUCUGGCAAGCAAUGGUUAUAUCUUCUGACGAAUCACCGCAUGCAGCCUCUACGUUUACAUCUACCAUAACAUCUGCCACCUCGCAUAAUGCGUCAGGAACACCUGCUAUACGAAAAAACAACAGUGAACGUGGAAUUAUUCAGAAGAAACGAAUUAUACAGAUGCUCUUUGUCGUUGUCUUAGAAUUUUUUAUUUGUUGGAGUCCUCUCUAUGCUAUUAAUACUAUCUCCCUCUUCGAUCCGACAAUAGUGUACACGCAAAUUGGAUAUAGUGGUAUUUCAUUUUUCCAGUUACUGGCCUAUACAUCUUCCUGCUGCAAUCCAGUUACUUAUUGUUUCAUGAAUAGUAGAUUUCGAGAAAGUUUCUUCAACCUCUUUCCCUGCGGAUGUAAGAAACGAAGAUGAAGUGACAUUUCAUGAAUGCAGAAAGAACAUCUUAAGUUUUUCUACAUUCCCUGGAGAUAUCAAAAGCUAUAUGCGAAAUUUCUUUGCCCUGCUACGUUUCACGUUCCCUUUGGAUUAUGCUUUGUCAACUCCAUAAAUUCAGUUCGAGUUUGUAGAUGUAUUUGAAAUAUAUUUGUUUCUCAGUUGGCAGAUGUAGCUUAAGCAAAAAACUUAUUUUUUUCGUUGUUGAAAUUCCUAAAAUUGAAACUACUUGGCGUAAAAAGUAUUUUUUAUUGUUUGCUUGUCAAAAUAAAUAAAUGUCAAGUAAAGAAAAUGUAAAUAAGAAAGACUCACUUUGCGUUGCAAUGUUUCAUUAAACAUUUCUUGGAACUUUAGAUUUUUUUUAUUGAAUUAACCAAUGUUUGAUGUAAGUAUAUUUUGAUCCGAGGUAAAUAUAUUUUACAUUCACUAAGAAUCUCCAAAUUUGAUGGUUUUAUCACAGCUCAGAGGAAAAAAAUCUGGUAAAAUUACCAUCCGCUCCAUAUGACAUUUCUGGUAAAAUAAAAACAAAAUUCUGGUUUAACCAAAAUAAAUUGUCUUUUAUGACCUAUUAAUGUCCAUAACUGAAUAACUGUUUGUUUGUUGUAACUGAUAAUAUCCAUAACUCGAACUGAAUCCAAAAAUUCAGUUCGAGUUCGUAAAUGUAUGUGAUGUAUUUGAAAUAUAUUUGUUUGUCAGUUGGUAGAUGUAGCUUAAAAAAACAAACAUAUUUUUUGUUGUUGUUGAAAUUACUGAAAUUGAAACUACUUGGCGUAAAAAGUACUUUUUAUUGUUUGCUUGUCAAAAUAAAUAAAUGUCAAGCAAAAGAAAAUAUAAGUAAGAAAGAUUCACUUUGCGUUGCAAUGUUUCAUUAAACAUUUCUUGGAACUUUAGAUUUUUUUAUUGAAUUAACUAAUGCUUGAUGUAAGUAUAUUUUGAUCCGAUGUAAAAAUAUUUUACAUUUACUAAGAAUCUCCAAAUUUGAAGGUUUUAACACAGCACAGAGAAAAAAAAUUCUGGUAAAAUUGCUAUCCGCACCAUAUGACAUUUCUGGUAAAAUAAAACAAAAUUCUGGUUUAACCAAGAUAAAUUGUUUUUCAUGGCACACUAUAGGAUAUCACAAUAAAAUUUUCAAAUUUUACCACAUUUACCUAAACUUUAUGACAUAUUAUAAUGACAUAUUUUAAUGUUAUUUUUGCCAAAAUUUCUAUCAAAGCAUUUCGGUAAAAAUCACUCAGUUUUUUAAUGUUCUCAUAGAGCCAGAAACACAGUAAAUGUUACCAUAUUCUGGUGGUUUUGACCAUAUUUUUUUCUCUGUGUGAUAUUUAAAUGUUGAUGAAUUCUUAAUUGCUAAUAAAGUGUUUUCUACUUGGUCUAAACUGGACUCCGUAAGUGUAAUAUUCUAAUUGUGAACAAUAAAAUGUGUUUUUUUAAAA
Parasteatoda tepidariorum (common house spider) is the source of this 2655-nucleotide messenger RNA. The record is from RefSeq and is a predicted model, not a curated record. NCBI's taxonomy places the organism in Eukaryota, Metazoa, Arthropoda, Arachnida, Araneae, Theridiidae.